This is a messenger RNA of Drosophila bipectinata, 1094 nucleotides long. RefSeq names its product aurora B (gene aurB). Gene Ontology annotation, biological process: protein phosphorylation; mitotic spindle organization; regulation of cytokinesis. NCBI's taxonomy places the organism in Eukaryota, Metazoa, Arthropoda, Insecta, Diptera, Drosophilidae. Gene Ontology annotation, molecular function: ATP binding; protein kinase activity. Gene Ontology annotation, cellular component: kinetochore; spindle microtubule; spindle midzone. The record is from RefSeq and is a predicted model, not a curated record.
AAACGCGCAAAAUAAAAGGACGCUCUGAUAAAUAAAAUAAAACUCGAUUUUUAAAGAGUAUUUUUCAUUUAAAAUCCAUCAUGACGCUCUCGCGCACUAAGCACGCCAACCGGAAUCACUUACCGGCCUUAAUGAGUAAAGUGCCAGAAGAGCACCAAGAACCGAUCAAGACUAUGUGCCUAAAAAUGAUGUCCCAUGACGCCUACGGACAGCCAUAUGACUGGAGCGCGCGUGACUUCGAGAUGGGUGCCCAUUUGGGACGUGGUAAGUUCGGACGCGUCUACUUGGCUCGCGAGCGCCACUCCCACUACUUGGUGGCCAUGAAGGUGAUGUUCAAGGAGGAGCUGCGAAAGGGAAAUGUUCAGAGGCAGGUGUUGCGUGAGAUUGAGAUCCAGUCGCGUCUAAAGCACCCAAACAUCCUUCGUCUUCUCACCUGGUUCCACGACGAGAGCCGUAUCUAUCUGGCACUGGAGAUCGCCUCGGAAGGAGAGCUUUUCAAGCAUCUACGCACAGCUCCAAAUCACCGCUUUGAUGAGCCGCGGUCUGCCAAGUAUACCUACCAAGUGGCCAACGCUCUGAACUACUGUCAUCUGAACAAUGUGAUUCAUCGUGAUCUGAAGCCAGAAAACAUCCUCCUGACUAGUACCGAUGAUCUUAAGUUGGCUGAUUUCGGUUGGUCGGCCCACACCCCGAACAAUAAGCGACGGACGCUGUGCGGCACUCUGGAUUACUUGCCCCCGGAGAUGGUGGACGGAAAAUCCUAUGACGAUACAGUAGACCAGUGGUGCCUGGGAAUCCUCUGCUACGAGUUCCUCGUUGGCAACCCUCCAUUCGAGUCGAACACUUCAGAUGGAACCUACGACAAGAUUCGGCGGCUAGAGAUCCACUAUCCCUCAUACUUGUCCAGUGGCAGCAAGGAACUAAUUGCUGGGCUGCUGCGAAAGCCCGGAGAGGGUCGAAUUACUUUGGUGGACGUAAUGACACAUCCAUGGGUUAAGAACCAAAUGGCCAAACGGGCCUUGCAGCUGCAACAAAUGGAACGCGGAAAGGAAAACAAGGCCAAGAAUUAAAGCUGAAUAUUAUUUCAAGAAAUU